This is a messenger RNA of Haliotis rufescens (red abalone), 2428 nucleotides long. RefSeq lists its product as uncharacterized. Bases 140 to 1138 code for a protein of 332 amino acids. The record is from RefSeq and is a predicted model, not a curated record. NCBI's taxonomy places the organism in Eukaryota, Metazoa, Mollusca, Gastropoda, Lepetellida, Haliotidae. The transcript has 2 exons.
GUAGAUAUGACCCCUAUGGCUUUGACUGAGAGCGGGACACAUCACUCGCGCUGCACACUCCCAACGUCAUCACAACAAAAACAUCCCGCAGCGCUACAGCUACUAUCGUUCUGGGACAAGUCAAGCUCUUGGGAUCAAAAUGGACCUAAACAACCUCACCAUCACCAUCGGCGAACACAACUUCUCAAGCAGCAACAAGGGCAUGGACGUCUUCUCCGUGUUGGGACCAAUCAACACAGCCUGGAUCGCCCUCUCCAACCUCGUGCUCACAAUGGUGCUGUUGUCGUCUGCUCACCUCCGCACUCAGCUCAGAAUACAACUCAUUGUCUGUAUCUCCAUCUGCGAUAUGACCAACGGUGUUCUUGUCAACGCCUUCUUCUCACACUCUGCCAUCAACAAAACCUGGGAUCUUGGAUGUCCUUUCCAUUUCCUCUUGCAGUUACUCGGCGUGUUCGCAGAUGUCUUUCUCACCUCAUGGUACCUCGUGCUCCUCAAUGCUACAUAUUUUGUUGUACUGAUGGGAUUUUCCUUUCGAAAGUUAUCUCCCCUGGGUGACAAGGUCGUCCAUGCAGUGUUGCUACCCCUGCCGGUGCUCCUGUUCUGUGUAGUCGCUCUACCAAUGAUAUUCACCCAUUUAAGAGAUGUCAAACCGUCAAACAGCGUCUUUUGUCCACUGUAUUUGGAAAAUGAGUAUGAGGUCGCUAUGUGUUUCGUCUGUUUCUUCAUCCCGGCGAUAUCUUUGGUUAUCUUCUGCGCAUUUUUCAUCAUCUUCCGGAAAUCAGGAACGUGUCCUCGCGAGACCUUGGCCCGCAAUGUCCUGUCUGAGACAACAAUGGUGGAACGACCAAUGUAUUUUGUCAUCCCAACUGUUGCUAUGUUGAUCAUGAUGAUACCAGAUCAGUUAGUGAACGUUUUGUUUUUCACUAACUCAAUUCACCCUCCUAAAGGGCUUGGCUGGAUGUUCAUGCUGUUCGCCACCAUGGAAACGACAAGAGGAGGCUUUCUUCCUGUUAUGUGGCUGCUCUUCCCUGACAUCCGUCAAGCCGUUAAAGACAAGCUCAACUGUAGACAGCGGUUCAAUGUCGCAGCAGCGAUGACAGUGACAAACAUUGGAUACAGAGAUCUGCAAAAUCAGUAGCCCUUGUGAGCAGAAAUUAAUUGUUCUUACUUCUCGUCGCAACAUUCUCACAUGGUCCUUAGUAUAAGAGAUAUGGGUCGCACGUUGAUAUCAAUUUCGACAAACAGUAGUCAGUUUGUAUAAGUGGCAUUUGGACGUUGUUGUACAGUCGAAGACAUCUUGACCGUGUUGAGUUCGUUGAUGCUGGUCAGUAUCACCUAUCCAUGCAGGAUCCACUAGUCUUUCAGUGGCAUUUAGAAGUUGUAUGAUAAAACGAAGCUGUAGCAUCGAAUGCAAUCCUGCCUAACUUAAUAACAGAACUGGGCCUUGUUCCUCCAAGCGAUCUUAGCGCUACGAUGAUCGUAAGCCUAUGUUAAAGUAUGGGAGUUACGAUCACCUUAGUGCUGAGAUCGCUUUGAGGAACGGGGCCCAGGUCUGAUAACCGGAUCGGAAGAGGCGUUUGUUCUUGAACAUCACGCUAGCAACAGACUGAAAAAGGACAUAACGUGCGACCUCGAAUAAUGGUGUUAAAUUUAAAGAAAGACUCUGCCGGGAUGAGAAUCACGUUUUUUGAGAUAAAGGGAUGAUUGCUUUAUUGUAAAUGUGGAGUGAGUUUUCCACGUGUUUUGGCCACGAAAGUGGAAGAAACUCAAGAUACGAUUUUUUGGUGACAUGGACGGAACAAUUGAUGCAGACAAAACAUGAAACAGCCAACUUGCUACCUUUCCUGUACGGGUAGUGCGGACACUUUGCCCACACACUGGUGUUGAAUGUUGAGACAAGGGCAAUAGCUCGUCACUGAAGCGACUGACAAUCAAACUGUGGGAAUCUCAGUGUUUUGCCUCUUCGAGCGCUAUGCCCUUGGUCUAUUUCAAGCAUUUCAGCCAACUUGCUACCUUUUCCACACUGAUAGUACGGACACUUUGUCCAUAAAAUGAUGUUGAAAGUUGAGAUAGGGGUAACAGUGAGUCACUGAAGCGACGUACAAUCACACAGUGAAAAUCUGAGUAUUUUGCCUCUUCGAGCGCUUCCCCAAAUAUUGUAUGCCUCAUUUUUCAGCAUUUCAGUUUAUUCAUCUGUGCAUAUGACGCGAGUUGCAAGAAGCCAUGGUUAAAACGUACUUGUCACGCGAGUAUAUACGCGUUGGCUGUAUAUAUGUCGUAUAUUUUAGAAGUUGUAGUUAGUUUUUAAAUAUGUGUAAAUAUUCUAAAUGUUCUAAAAGCAAUCACGAUCAGUAAAUAUAUCACGCUAAUUCUCCAUGAUGUUCAAUAACCUAUAUGUUUGUUUGAACAAUCGUCAAAUAAAUUAGAG